AUGUUUACGAUUCCCGACUACGCCAAGAGACUAUUCGACUCGGUUCCGUUAAAAUCAUACAAAGAUGACACCGAAUAUAUAAAGCCCCAACAAUUUUUCAGCUUUGAUUGUAAACAGCUGGCAUUGGACAUUGUUCUUGGAGUUUACAAUACAUUCCAGUAUAAAGAUUAUAUAUUACCAACGGAUCCAAUAUCACUAUCCACUGCAAUCAUUUUAGCAAAAAAAAAUGGCAUGGGCUUACCACGCACAUUGAGUAAUAGUGGACCAUGCGGUAUAACGUGUAUUCCGUUUCGUGGGUCUCCGUUCAAUUCUCUUCCAAUUUUGAUAGCCGGAGCUGGCACUGGCAUGGGCACUAUUGAAAGUAUAGAAAAGAUUAACCUGAAGAUAGCAUCCAACAACUUCAGUAAUGUUGAAGUAGAAUUCAUGAAUGAAUAUGUAGAUAUGGUCUUGUACGAUCUUUGGAUAUCUUGUUUAUUGGUGGAGAAAUUAGAAUUGAAAGUGUACCAGCAACUUUUCGGUGUAGAGGAUGGCAUGGAAUUGAUGGACUUGAAGACUGAAAUAAGGAAAUGGAACAACUUUGAAGCAAGGCAUCAGAAUCUAUUUGAAAAACUACAGAAACAACCUUAUUUGAAAAAUUUUUACAAAAGUGAAUUAGAGCGGUUUACUGAUAGGCUAAGUGGCAUGGAGGACUUACUAGAUUCCACUUCUGCUGAAGAAAUGAUUUUGGGAUACAAACUUGCUGCUUUUGUUAUUAUUAUUGAUCAAUUUCUAGCGUCAACGAAAAUCGGAGAAAUUUUAUGUUCUAAUCAAUGCUUGAUUGAGAAAUGUUACAAGGUUUUGAAUUUUGAUUGA
This is a messenger RNA of Lodderomyces oxycetoniae, 852 nucleotides long. RefSeq names its product SAM complex subunit (gene SAM35). The transcript has a single exon. The record is from RefSeq and is a predicted model, not a curated record. Lineage: Eukaryota; Fungi; Ascomycota; Pichiomycetes; Serinales; Debaryomycetaceae. Bases 1 to 852 code for a protein of 283 amino acids.